UCUAGUUGUGACGCGUCGUGUAAAGAUACAGAAAAAUUUGUGGUCGUUUUCGGUGAUUUUUCUUUAUAAAAGUUUUAAUCCUGUACAAUAAUUGUUUUUCAAACUGUUGCCAAUUUAAUUGCGUUUCGUUGGCACAGUGUGUGGAGAGAAAACUUGAUAAAUUAAGCAAAACUGCCGAAAAACUACGCAGAAAUUGUUUCUUCACAUUCCAUUUUGUGCUCGAUAUUCGGAGCAGGUCAGUUGAUUCGUUAGUUUAGUUUGGACCGAAUUUUUAGACUCUAUAGUUAAUUGAAAGCAAGACGGUGAAUUUAGAACCAAAUGCGGUCGUUGGAACAUAGAACGAACGAAUAAAGAGAAGGAAGCAACAGAAAAAUCAGACAAACGCCUCGCUUGAUAGUAACAGCGAAACGGUGCAGAGGCGCAGUCACGGAAUUUGAGUGAAGUUAUAGCUGUAGGGAGGUGCAACCGCAACGUAAUCGCUAACGACAACAGCAACGGCAACGGCAACAGCGGCUGGAAGAAAGAAGGUAAAAUAGAAGGGACAAAAUGAGUCAUAUUAAUAUGAUGAAGUUGAAGUUGAGCCUAAAAUAGCGAUUUUGUUACAAUUUGGAUUGUGCUUCCAGUUUUGGGUUUCCAAUAAAGAAGAAAAGAAUAUUCCGAAAAAGUGAUAACUAAACGAGCUAAGUGAAAAAAGCAAGAUCAUUAAAAAGAAACAAAGUUCAAUAACGAAAAACGGGCAUAUCCAAAAUUACAAUAGACACUACAAGAAAAAGCUACGGCAAUAACUCGCUAAAAGAGAAGUAGCUUAAAUUGUUGAUCGCAAUAGAAUAAAAUCAGUGUAAAUCCAUCAACAUAAAGCGUUUACUCCAACAAAGGAAAUACGUAAUUACGUUAUCACUUGUAGUGCAAGACCAUAUAUAAAUUGUCGUUUUAUUACUUAUUCAGUAAACAUAAAAAAAUCAAGUAAUACGUCCACCCCUUCACUGACACUAUGCGUGAAUAUAAAAUUGUUGUCUUGGGUAGCGGAGGUGUAGGCAAAUCGGCACUGACCGUGCAGUUCGUGCAAGGUAUAUUCGUAGAAAAAUAUGAUCCCACAAUUGAGGACAGUUAUCGCAAACAGGUGGAAGUGGAUGGCCAACAAUGCAUGUUGGAAAUACUGGACACUGCUGGUACAGAACAAUUCACCGCUAUGCGUGAUCUCUACAUGAAAAACGGCCAAGGCUUUGUUCUUGUAUAUUCCAUAACAGCACAAUCAACAUUCAAUGAUCUGCAAGAUCUGCGAGAACAAAUAUUGCGUGUGAAAGAUACAGAUGACGUACCAAUGGUGCUAGUGGGUAACAAAUGCGAUUUGGAAGAUGAGCGCGUGGUAGGAAAAGAAUUGGGUAAAAGUCUGGCCACACAAUUUAACUGCGCCUUCAUGGAAACAUCAGCCAAAGCUAAAGUAAAUGUCAAUGAUAUUUUCUAUGAUCUGGUCAGGCAGAUCAAUAAAAAGUCACCCGAGAAGAAACAGAAGAAACCUAAAAAAUCCUUAUGUGUUCUGCUAUAAGACUACAAUUUUAAAACAAAUAUAUAAAAAAUAUGGUAUUGAUUGAAGCAAAUAAAUAAACAAAUAGUGAGGAUAAAAAAAUGUUUGAGUACCAAGGAUAAAAUUGCGAAAAACAUUGCUGUUAAAUGUGGGGGUUUUCUAAAGUCCGCUA
Messenger RNA from Bactrocera tryoni, 1697 nucleotides. RefSeq names its product ras-related protein Rap1 (gene Rap1). Gene Ontology annotation, biological process: Rap protein signal transduction; negative regulation of synaptic vesicle exocytosis; cellular response to cAMP. Bases 992 to 1546 code for a protein of 184 amino acids. The record is from RefSeq and is a predicted model, not a curated record. NCBI's taxonomy places the organism in Eukaryota, Metazoa, Arthropoda, Insecta, Diptera, Tephritidae. Gene Ontology annotation, molecular function: GDP binding; GTP binding; GTPase activity. Gene Ontology annotation, cellular component: plasma membrane. The transcript has 2 exons.